This is a messenger RNA of Neofelis nebulosa (Clouded leopard), 1582 nucleotides long. It is a transcript of the gene MAGEB3, whose product is annotated as MAGE family member B3. The coding region runs from base 277 to 1374 and encodes 365 amino acids. The record is from RefSeq and is a predicted model, not a curated record. Gene Ontology annotation, biological process: negative regulation of transcription by RNA polymerase II. The transcript has 3 exons. Lineage: Eukaryota; Metazoa; Chordata; Mammalia; Carnivora; Felidae. Gene Ontology annotation, cellular component: nucleus.
AUCGGAUGGAACCAUGUCCUUGCUGUCAGCCCUCAGAAGCCCACGUGGCCAUGGCCGGAUAUGAUGUAUCUGAACUUCUGCUUUGGAACCGCGGACCUCGCCCAGUGUUUGCAGCAUUUAUUCUGCCAAGGAACGGAAGAUUACUUCCCAGGAGUUCUUUGAAGUCAAGGUUGGUGAGAGCCUUUGUUUGAGGGGAGAAACAUCAGAUCAGCAGAAGAAGGUGUCCCAGGCCCUACCUAGAGCCAAGAUCACCUGCUGUCCCUGACCACAGUCAUCAUGCCUCGGGCACAGAAGAGUGAGCUCUGCACCGGUGAGAAGCGCCACCAAGCCCAAGGUGGGACCCAGCCUCAGAGGGGUGUUCAGGCCCCUGCGGCCACGGAACAAGCAUUCCCCUCCUCGGCCUCUCCUCCCUUUGAAGUUCUUACUCAGAGAAAUCCUGCUGCCAGGUCACGUAGCGCUCCCAAGAGGUCUCAGAGGGCCCUGUCCGCCACCACAAAGUCUGCAGGUGUUUCUCACACAAGAUCAUACAAAGGAGCCGACUGCCAAGUUGAGAAAAAGCAAAGUUCCGUCCAGUCCCCACUCUCCAUUGUGCAGUCUCAGGGGGACCCUGUGAGCAAAACAGCGAGUGUUUUGGUACAGUUCCUGUUGCACAUGAGCAGAAUGAAAAGGCCCAUUAUGAAAGCUGAUAUGCUGAAGUUUAUCAAUAAAAAGCAGAAACGUCGCUUCGUUGAGAUCCUCAAAAGGGCCUCUUUCAGCUUGGAAGUGGUUUUUGGUGUUGACGUAAAAGAAGUCGAUCCUACCAAGCAUUCCUAUGUCCUUGUCAGCAAAAUGAACCUCCCCAACAACGGGACUAUAAACCGUGGCUGGGGUUUUCCCAAGACCGGCCUCCUGAUGAAUCUCCUGGGCGUGAUCUUCCUGAAGGGCAACUGUGCCGCCGAAGAGAAGAUCUGGGAGUUCCUGAAUAAAAUGAGAGUCUAUGCGGGGAAGAGGCACUUCAUAUUUGGGGAGCCCAAGAAGCUCAUCACCCAAGAUUUGGUGCAGCUCAAGUACCUGGAGUACCGGCAGGUGCCCAACAGCGACCCUCCGCGCUAUGAAUUCCUGUGGGGCCCCAGAGCCCACGCCGAGACCAACAAGAUGAGAGUGCUCGAGUUUUGGGCCAAGAUUAACCAAACAGUCCCAAGUGCCUUCCACCCUUGGUAUGAAGAGGCUUUGAGAGAUGAGCAAGAAAGAGCCGAAGCCACAGUCACACUCCAGGCUGAGACCGGUGCUACGGCCAGUGCAUGUUCCGGGGCAUGUCCAGCAGCUCCUCCCACACCUAGUGAGGUCGAGCCCGAUCCUUCACAUUGUGACCGAAGAGAGCAGUCAGUGUUCUAAGUAGUGGAGGCCUGGGUGUGACUGAGGGAACGGCAUGUAAUCCUUGGUGCUCCUGUUCUGUAUGGCUAAUUUGGAGAUUUAUCAGCAGUUUGAGUUUUUGCUACUUUUCAAAUGUUGCUAUUUUGAAAUGAAAUCUUACCUAGCCUUAUAUAGUGUAAAUUUAUGGAUUAUUUUGGCCUCACUUGUUAUCAGUUUAAAAGUGAGAGUG